GUGGCGGCGGUCCCCGGGGAGCAGGCGGAGACAGCCGCAAGUCUGACACUGGCCUGGCGGAGGGGCGGGGGCGGGGGCCGACGGAGCGGCCUCGGCCUUGCGGGAGCUGCACGAGGAGCGGGAGUGGCCGGGCCUGCCCUCCGCGCCCGAGCGAUGGCGACGGUGGCGACGGCGGCGCUCGCUCGGACAGAUACAUCCAGAAAGUGCCCAGAAGAAACUUCCUGUCAGAAAACCUGAAAACACAGUAUUUAUAACACUGGAGUUUGUAAAGAUGGCUGAAAGCAACAGUGAAAAUGUAGAUGUGAGGCCUAAAACAAGUCGGAGUAGAAGUGCUGACAGAAAGGAUGGUUAUGUGUGGAGUGGAAAGAAGUUAUCUUGGUCCAAAAAGAGUGACAGUUGUUCUGAAUCUGAAGCAGUUGGUACUAUUGAGAAAGCUGAAAUUCCUCUGAGGAGCCAAGAAAGGAAGCUCAGCUGUUCGUCCAUUGAGUUGGACUUAGAUCAUUCCUGUGGGCAUAGAUUUUUAGGCCGAUCCCUUAAACAGAAACUGCAAGAUGCCAUGGGCCAGUGUUUUCCAAUAAAGAAUUGUAGUAGUCGACACUCUUCAGGGCUUCCAUCUAAAAGAAAAAUUCAUAUCACUGAACUCAUGUUAGAUAAGUGCCCUUUUCCACCUCGAUCAGACUUAGCUUUUAGGUGGCAUUUUAUUAAACGACACACUGUUCCUAUAAGUCCCAGUUCAGAUGACUGGGUGAGCACAGACUUAUCUGAGAAUAAACUGAGGGGCGCUCAGGUAAAACGAAGAGACAUGGAAGAAGACAUUCCCUGUUUCUCACAAACCAGUGUCCAGCCCUGUGUCCUAACUACCAACAAUGCUUCAUGUACCGGUGGCCACUUAACUGGCUCGAUGAUGGACUUGGUCACAAACGGCAGCAUAGAAGAUAGUGACAUGGAGUCAGAGGAUGAAAUUAUAACUCUGUGCACAAGCUCCAGAAAAAGAAACAAGCCCAGGUGGGAAAUGGAUGAUGAAACCCUGCAGCUGGAGGCACCUCCCAAGUACCACACGCAGAUUGAUUAUGUCCACUGCCUUGUCCCAGACCUCCUGCAGAUCAGUAACAAUCCGUGCUACUGGGGUGUCAUGGACAAAUAUGCAGCCGAAGCUCUGCUAGAAGGAAAGCCAGAGGGCACCUUUUUACUUCGAGACUCAGCACAGGAAGAUUACUUAUUCUCCGUUAGUUUUAGACGCUAUAGUCGUUCUCUUCAUGCUAGAAUUGAACAGUGGAAUCAUAACUUUAGCUUUGAUGCCCAUGAUCCUUGUGUUUUCCAUUCUCCUGAUAUUACCGGGCUCCUAGAACAUUAUAAGGACCCAAGUGCCUGUAUGUUCUUUGAACCACUUUUAUCCACUCCGUUAAUCCGAACUUUCCCCUUUUCCUUGCAGCAUAUUUGCAGAACAGUUAUUUGUAAUUGUACGACUUAUGAUGGCAUCGAUGCCCUUCCAAUUCCUUCUCCUAUGAAAUUGUAUCUGAAGGAAUACCAUUAUAAAUCAAAAGUUAGGUUACUCAGGGUUGACGUGCCAGAGCAACAGUGAUGGGGAAAGAUAUGGACUUGCAUACAUAUUUUCACUUAAUAUUUUAUUUUUCUUAUGCCUCUUUGAAUUUUUUUACAAAGGCAGUUGGAAUCCAAAAUAAAACUUGUCCUAAAUUUUAAUUCCAGAUCAAUUUAUUUUUUUUAUGAUACACUUGUCAUAUAUUUUUAAACAGGUGUUUGGUUUUUGUUUUUACCAUAUAAAUUGUAUACUUUUUCCCUUAAUUUACAUGUGGUCCAGGCAUAUUUGAAAUUUCAAGACAUUGAAAAUAUAUUUGAAUAUUCUAUAUAUUUUUUUUUAAUAAUCUUUUACUCUUUCCUACAUGUGAAAUAUUUUGCUAAUCUAUGCUAUCAGUAUUCUUGUAUGGGGGAAUAGUUACCUAUCCCUUUUUCAUUUUAAGGUUCUUCAGUAAAGAUGAGUGUUAUAAUCCAUCUGUUACAAUGUACUUGACUUUUAUAAUUUGCUAGUAGGAAUGUUAGAUAACAAAAUGGUUUAAAAUGAAAAUGUGUGUUUUCAUUUUAAGUAUUAAGUAAAUAAUACUUGCUUGUUAAAGAUUAUUUGUUUGUGUGUUUGUUAAUCUGGCAGUGAGAAAGAGAAUGUUAUGUUCUAGAGGCGCACUUGUUCUGCAGUAUGAGGAUCGCCAGUUAAUCCAAAUAGGCACCCCUCAACCUGGAGGAGGUGAAGGGGAACAUAACUUGCAUUUCUUUCUUCCUGGGAGCUUUACAAAGCAAGGUAACAGCAUUAGAAACUUAGAGUUGCUAAGGCAACUACUUAGCCCUUUUUUUUAGGAACUCUGGUUCUCAGGUGAAAAUAUUCAGCUUUUAAAUAGCUCCUGUAUCCAUCAGUAACAAAAAGAACUGACGAGUUUCUCUUUAUUUUGAAUUGCACUAAAUAAACAUGCCAACAAAAACAUGGCUGAAUAUUUAGGAAGCUUAGUGCUCCAUUUUUGUCUUCACAUCCUAAAUAAUUAUUUCUGUCUUUGGAACUAACAUAUACUUCAUGUGGCUUCAAAAAAGAGAAGGCAUGGCAGUAGCUCCAUGACAUAACACACUGGACAGAGGGGCAAAAUAACAGUUCACAUUUACAAUCGUUUUGUUUUCUUUUCUUUUUUGUUUUUCAAGACAGUUUCUCUUUGUAAUCUUGCUGUCCUGGACUCACUUUGUAGACCAGGCUGGCCUCUGCCUUCCUAAAUGCUGGGAUCACAGGCUUGUGCCCCUGUGCCUGGCUCACAUUUACUAUGUUAAGGGCAACACCACACUUUAGAAACAUCAUUGGCCUAGAGUAGGCAGACAAGUGGAAUGGUGCCCUAGUUCUCUCUCCAGUGACUGCCCUUGACAGAGUGCCCAGUUUUCCUUGUAGUGAGCUAUCUGCUUUUUUUAAAAUAUUAUAGGAUUUUGUGGGUUUUUGUUUUUUCUGUGUAUGAUAGUGUCUCUCCGUGUAGCCUAGGCAGACCUCAAAUUUGAGAUCCUUCAGCCUGAGCUUUGGGAUUAUUACCCAAAAGGUUUGGACCACCAUGAACAGCUAGUAAUUGGGUUUCUUCUUUUGUUGUUGUGGUUUGAUUGUUGUUUAGUUGGUUGGACUUGGAUUUUUUUAACUGGGUGUCUGUAAUCCUGGCUGUUCUGUAGCUUGCUAAAUAGUCCAGGCUGUCAUCAGAGUCAAGAGAUCCUACUUCUUCCUCCAAAGUGCUGGAUUAAAGGUGUCUGACACUAUGCCUGGCUACUAAUGGAUUUCUUUCUUUUGUUUUUCUUUAUCUUUACUUGUUUUGCUUUGUUUUGAUAAUUGAUUUCUUGAUAUUAGUUCAGCUGUACUAGAAAACUUGCUUCAACCUGGACUCAAGGAACAUUACUUAAAGUUUCUGAGUUAGAACUUAAAUGUUUCUUGCUGGCUCAGUGAUACAUACCUGUAAUCCCACUUUUUGAGAAGCAGAGAGAUAAAGAUUGCUGCAUGUUUUAGUCAGUCAGAGCUGUAUGGUGAGGAUUUGUCUCAAAAAAUUUUUUUCUUAAUUCUUGUUGCAUCUAUGUUAAGAUAGCCUUUCCUGGUCUUGAGGGUGCUAUUAAUGUAAAAACAGUCUUCAGUAAUAGCUUUUACUGAUCAUGUUGGUUCACGCCUGUAUUUCCAGAAAUUGGAAGACUGAGGCAGAAGGAUUGCAUGACUCCUGGAAUAACCUGGGCUACAGAGGUAGACCCUGUCUCCAUGCCUCUACCCCCCCCCCCAAAAAAAAAGAAAACUUAAUAGCUUUAAAUUUUUCAACAAUUAAAAAAUUAAAAUGGGAAAACCUGUUACCAUUCUCUCUUAAUUUUUUUUUUCUCUCAGUGGUCUAAAGAUCAUCUUGAUCACUAUGAGAGGCGGCCACUCAAGAUGUACCUCUUACAACUGUAAUGAGGCCGAGGCUGUGAACACCAGUGUCAGGAUAACUAGCCCUUCUAGAGAGGAUGCUGACCCUGAGAGUAGACAGUCUCCAACUACCUCAUCUUCGUUGCGGCACUUUUGUAGCUGCUGAGGUGGUCAUCUUAUUAACCAGUAUAACAUUUCCUAAGUCUCCAUCUUUGGUGAAAAAUUUAUAAUUACAGCUCUUUAUCAGAAUUUGAUAAAACCUUCUGUUUCUGUGAAACAGUUACUUUUAAUAUUUUUCUUUGAAAGUAACUUUUUAUCAGUACAGAGCUAUCUAAGGGAUGACUAGCUUAUGAAUAUUCUGUUAGAGGGUAGUUUUAUAAAAAAAGUGAAAUAUGUCUUUUAUAGUGGUAAAAUUAGUGUUUAUAUGCAAGUCAAGAUCAGUAGCUUUUAAUAUACUUAAGACUGAUUGCUUAUGAUAUAUUUUCUCUGGCUUUUUAUUGUUUUCAAUGUCAAGAUAUUAACAACUUAAUAUUUUCAAAAUACUGCCAUAUGUGUAGCUUUGAAGUGUGUGUUAAGGACAAGACUCAUUUACUCUGAAAUGCUUUGUAUCUUUCCUUUGGUACUUCCUACAGUGAAAAGAAACUUGGAAAGUAGAGAUUUAUAAAGAUUUGGGAAGAGAAUUAUUUAUUGUGAGGGAAAGAGAAAAGAGUGACAAAAAAAAUUAAGGAUUUGAGAUUUGGAGAAACCCACUUUGCGUUUUUGUGAAGAACAUCAAUAUUAAAAAACUAACUCAAAAAAGUUUAAAAUACAUUUACUGAGUUAAAUAGCUAAAAUGAAAUUAGUUUAUGCUAAAAAGCAUAAAUAAAUUCUAUGACAUAUUUAAAGAAGUCUAAAUUAAAUGGAAAUGUUAUAACUCUUAAGUUGACAUUUGAAACUUUUGAAUACUGUAAAUUCCACUUGAAAAAGUGUCCAGUGUAGGCCUUGAUGCACACAACUUUUAAUCCCAGCACUGGGAGACAGGAAGGCAGGUGUCUGAGAGUUUAAUGCCUACCUGGCCUAAAUGGUGAGUUCCAGGCCAGCCAGGGCUAUGUAAUGAGACCCUGUCUCAAAACAAAAGAAAGAAAAGCAGGCGAUAUAGUGGAAAUGUGUAGAGUUUAUUUGUGAGAGAGAAUGGAGCUAAAAGGAACACGAUAAAAUAUUAAAAUUAAGAAUUUAGGCAUUACCUCAGGGAAAAAAGCCUUGACAGUGAAAGGAAACUACUUUAUCACUAAUAGCUCAUCUGGACCAGACGCUGAAUACUUUGGGAGUCAUCCUGAACAAUCAGGAAAUGAACUUGACUUUCCCAUUUCUCUUGAGGCCUUUCAGGACAGAGCCUUCUGCUCUUCGUUAAACCUGCAUCUUGAGUUAUGCUAUGAUUCCUGAAAUAUGCUGAAUGGGUUCUUUUUAGUUUCCUUGGGUGUUUUUCUACAAAGAGUUAUAUGUGAUUCUUUCUGAUACAUAACCGUGUCAUUGGCCUAAAUAAUUAAUGAAGAGAAUAUGUUAAUUUAAAGGGGACCUAAUAGGAACAUUAAAGGAAGCUUUUAGUCAGCCUGUGGCUAGCUAGAUUUAUUGAUUUGGUGAGGAAACCUGUGUUCUUUGCUGACUUUCAGCUAAUUGCUAACUCUGGUCAAAGAAUGGCUUUCACUUAAAGUUUUGACUUAUUAUAAAUAAGAUAAAGAAUGUCUUAGUAAUUAGAAAUCCUUUAAAACAUCGAACAAAUGUGCAAAUAAGACUCAUCUUUUUAUAAGAAAAACACAUAAGCCUUUAUCACUUAUUCAUGAGCUAAAGCCAUUAAGAUAAAUCAAAUUAUCAACUUCCUGUCUCUGAAGUUUGGAUCGUUUUAUAGAUCCAUGUAAUAGAGCACUUAUUUCCUGUGAAGCAGAUGCUUUCAGGUCUCUUCCUCUCUUUUCAUUAAAAGUAUUUGUCACUUUUAACUAUAAUCAGAAUCUUAUAGACAACUAUAUUUUUAUUUUGGCAGGGCAAAUUUCACAGAAUACCUACUUAAUUAUAAGACAAUCCUGGAGACAAAACAAUGUUUAAAAUAACCUAUGUAGGAAGGUAUGAUGGCGUCCGCCUUUAGUACCGGCACUUAGGAGGCAGAGGCAGGUAGAUCUCUGUAAGUUCCAGAGCAAAGUUACAUCAUGAGAGCCUGUCUCAAAAAAAAAAAAAAAAAAAAGACACAAAGAAGAAAUGUAAAGUAAUGGUUAUCUAAUAGAAAAGGCUUUAGGACAAAACUAACUUCAAAAUAGUGUUUCUAAUUUGUAAUUUUGAAUGCGUUACUUAAUCCUAAAUUCUUUUGUCUUAAUUUCCUGUGAAAUGUAAGUAAUGGUACUGUUGUUUCCUGAAGGUUCAUUCACUAAGAGGUGUUCCUUAGAUCAUAGUUGAAAAUAAUUGCUGGGUUGCUAUUCAGUACUAAUUGAGAAUAGGUUUUCAAAGUAGCACCUUUGUGAAGCAUACAAAAUCAUAAUCACUUGUCUGUAAUAGUCUUUCUUGACUUGAUCUGACCAUGGAAAUAACAACAAUUUGGUUUUGUGGUUCAAACUCUACAAUUACUUAACUGCAAUUUCUUCCUACCUUAAGAUCUGUAUAAACUGAUGUUUGCCUUAUUUGGAAAACUGAUUACAUUUGCAGGAAAUAAAGAUAAUUUGUGCCAUUGUUAUAAAUCAAAUCUAAGCUUUCAGACUUAGGAGUCAUAGUGUAAAACUCAAGGAAGUUCAUUUAAAUUCUGCUGGCUUUGCUAGAAUUGAAUAAAUUUGUUAUGAGCCAAGUAAGAACUAUAUAUACUUGAAUAUACAGAGUGUAAUGAUUUCACAAAGCUAUGUUGUCAAUUAUGGUGUGUGACCCAAACUAUUUUCACUUUCUAAUCUUGACAAAUGUUUGAGUGUGGGUUUAAAAAUUUUGAUCUGAAUAAAUUUUUGCUUAAUUAAAUCUUCAUAUAUGAAA
Molecule: messenger RNA, 6895 nt
Organism: Psammomys obesus (fat sand rat)
Lineage: Eukaryota; Metazoa; Chordata; Mammalia; Rodentia; Muridae
Gene: Socs4
Product: suppressor of cytokine signaling 4
Exons: 2
Coding region: 272-1582 (436 amino acids)
Biological process (GO): intracellular signal transduction; phosphatidylinositol phosphate biosynthetic process; positive regulation of proteasomal ubiquitin-dependent protein catabolic process
Cellular component (GO): phosphatidylinositol 3-kinase complex
Molecular function (GO): 1-phosphatidylinositol-3-kinase regulator activity
Source: RefSeq, a predicted model, not a curated record